CAGUACUGUUAAAUUAUGACGGCGUUUUGAGGUCCUAAUCAACAAUGGAGGAAACGGAUAGGGAAGCAGUUGCAACAGCUGUUCAGAGAGUAGCAGGGAAUCUUCAGCGGCCUGAGGAUAAAGUGGAGCAGUAUCGCAGGAGGGAAGCUCGUAAGAAGGCUUCAGUAGAAGCUCGACUCAAGGCAGCAAUCCAGUCACAGUUAGAUGGAGUACGAACAGGUUUAAGUCAACUUCACAAUGCACUGAAUGAUGUGAAGGACAUUCAGCAGUCUUUGAUAGAUGUCAAUAAGGACUGGAGACAGAGCAUCAACACCAUAGAAAACCUCAAGGAUGUUAAGGAUGCUGUAGUGCAACAUAGCCAACUGGCAGCUGCAGUAGAAAAUCUUAAGAACAUCUUUUCAGUUCCAGAGAUAGUCAGGGAGACCCAAGAUCUGAUUGAGCGAGGGGAACUUCUGCAAGCUCAUCGAAAACUGAUGGAUUUAGAGUGUUCUCGUGAUAACCUGAUGUAUGAGCAGUAUCGCAUGGACAGCAAAAACACACAUGACAUGAACCUCAUUCAUACAUACUUUGGGGAUAUGCAGAAACUUUCUGAGGAGUUGGCAAAGCAACUUUGGAUGGUGGUUCAAAGAUCGCUUGUAACAGUCCGUCGAGAUCCAACCUUGCUUGUUUCUGUUGUUAGGAUAAUUGAGAGGGAGGAGAAAAUUGACAGGCGCAUGUUAGACCGGAAAAAACAAACUGGAUUCAUACCUCCUGGCAGACCAAAGAAGUGGAAAGAAAAGAUGUUUAACAUUUUGGAAAGAACUGUGAGCACACGAAUUGAAGGCACUCAAGCAGAUACUAGAGAAUCUGACAAAAUGUGGCUUGUGCGUCAUCUAGAAAUCAUACGUAAAUACGUCCUUGACGACCUGCUGGUGGCUAAAACCCUGCUGGAUCAAUGUUUUCCUCCCCAUUAUGACAUUUUCAACAAAUUGUUAAACAUGUACCAUCAGGCUUUGUCCACCCGCAUGCAAGAGCUUGCUGCAGAGGAUCUGGAAGCAAAUGAGAUUGUUAGCCUUCUAACCUGGGUUUUAAAUACAUACAAAAGUGCAGAGAUGAUGGGAAAUUCAGAACUGUCUCCCGAAGUGGAUGUAAAUUCUCUGAAUCCUCUGCUUUCACAAAACGUGGUAGACCAGCUUCUUAGCAAGUAUAUGUCAACACUUACUUCCAACAUCAUCGGCUGGCUACGAAAGGCGCUGGAGACAGACAAAAAAGACUGGAUAAAAGAAACUGAACCAGAAGCAGAUCAAGAUGGGUACUAUCAGACUACGCUCCCAGCUAUUGUUUUCCAGAUGUUUGAGCAGAAUCUUCAGGUGGCUGCUCAGAUAAAUGAAGAUUUGAAAACAAAGGUACUCCUUCUAUGUCUUCAACAAAUGAAUUCAUUUCUAACCAGGUACAAAGAUGAAGCACAGUUGUAUAAAGAAGAACAUCUUAAAAAUCGUCAGUAUCCUCAAUGCUAUGUUCAAUACAUGAUUGCAGUCAUCAACAACUGUCAAACCUUUAAAGAAUCUAUAAUCAGUCUGAAAAGAAAGUACUUGAAAAUUGAAAUGGAAGACACGUCAAGCAGUCAUACAAGCAUGGAUGCAACUUUAGACAUCAUUGCCAAAGAAGGAUGCUUUAGCCUGCUAGAUGAAGUCUUCAUGGAUUUAGAGCCACAUCUCAAUGAGCUGAUGACAAAGAAGUGGUUGAUGGGGUCUAAUGCAGUGGGGACUAUCUGUGUCACUGUAGAGGAUUAUUUCAAUGACUUUGCAAAAAUAAAAAAGCCUUAUAAAAAGACAAUGACUGUGGAGGCCCAUCGGAGAGUAGUUGUGGAAUACAUCAGAGCAAUCAUGUUAAAACGUAUAUCUUUCAAGAAUGCAGAAGAGAGAAAAGAGGGUGCAGAAAGAAUGAUCAAAGAAGCAGAACAGUUCAGAUUUCUGUUUAAGAAGCUUGCGGCUGGCUCUGGAGAGGACACUGAAGGACUCUGUGACAUCAUUGAAGCCAUUGCAGAGGUUAUCAAGCUAACUGAUCCUUCGCUGCUCUAUCUGGAAGUUUCAACUUUAGUCAGUAAAUACCCAGAUAUCAGGGACGACCAUAUUGCAGCUUUGCUGACAGUGAGAGGCGAUGCCAGCAGAGAUAUGAAGCAGACCAUCAUAGAGACUUUGGACCAAGGUCCCAGCCAACCAAAUCCAAACUAUGUGCCAAUUUUUAAAGAAAUUACAGUUCCUACUCUAACUGUGCCAAAACUUCUUAAGUAACUGACAACUCUGUCUCCUUACUCCUUGGGGAUCAACAGGCUUGAAAUAUUUAAGGGCAAAUUUGUCAAUGCUGUUUCGAGUAAAGCUCAAUGUACACUGAUACUUGCUAGGCAUGUUUCUUUCUAAAGACUUGGAUGUGAGGAAAUGUAAUCAGAUUUCUGAAAGGAGACGGCUGUAAAGGUCAUGUGUGAAGAAUGAAGCUUGUAAUGGCCAGGGGGCUUUUUACUGACCUAUUUGUUACAGCCGUUUUUGCUGUCAGCAAAUAAAUUUUUCAUGUGGAAUAUGUUUUCACGGUGCACUGCAGUGCCGUAUAAAGAUAGUUAUACCCAAAACAACAGAGCUGUAUUAGUGCUGCAUAUACUAACACACAUCGCUUACAACACCUAAGCAGACUCCUUCUGAACGGUCUUUAUAUGGCACUGCGUU
Messenger RNA from Opisthocomus hoazin, 2699 nucleotides. The record is from RefSeq and is a predicted model, not a curated record. NCBI's taxonomy places the organism in Eukaryota, Metazoa, Chordata, Aves, Opisthocomiformes, Opisthocomidae.